AUGUUGGAGAGGCUCGACAAAACAGCGUUGCCUGAGAAAACAAAGGCAAUUUAUCGAAAAAUGUUAAUUAACUAUGAAGCUGUUCCUGCAGAAAUCGACGAGCUGCUAGCGAGCAGCAAACACUGUAACAAGCAAGUCACAUUGCCUCCGCUAGCAGCAAUCGGUCCCGCUGCAGACAACAACAGUCAAUACACCAGUAGUAAUCAUGCCGAAUUUUUGCAGUCGCUGGAGUAUUUUACGGCGGCAAGUGAUUACAUGACCAAUUUCCACGCAUGGUGA
Molecule: messenger RNA, 279 nt
Organism: Paraglomus brasilianum
Lineage: Eukaryota; Fungi; Glomeromycota; Glomeromycetes; Paraglomerales; Paraglomeraceae
Source: the annotation of a GenBank genome assembly